Cornus florida is the source of this 998-nucleotide messenger RNA. RefSeq lists its product as uncharacterized. The record is from RefSeq and is a predicted model, not a curated record. The transcript is spliced from 4 exons. Gene Ontology annotation, molecular function: protein binding. Bases 276 to 998 code for a protein of 240 amino acids. Lineage: Eukaryota; Viridiplantae; Streptophyta; Magnoliopsida; Cornales; Cornaceae.
UCUGUGGUAAAAUGGGCCAUACCAUCUUCUUACAGGUUAAACCUGAGACGUGGAAGGAAGGGAGAGCUCCAAGAAAUGCUGCUGCAUCUUCCACGAAGAAAAGCCCUUUGACAAUGAUCACGAUCAUGGUUGCUGUUCCAGGAACGAUGAAGGGCCCAGCACGACUCAUUCUUGAUUUAUCUAUUGGCUUCAUCCUUCUUCUAUCUUUAUAAUCAGAACCAAAAGCUGCGGCAUCAGAGGAUCUAAGAAGGUACCUGCCAGUGUACAAAGCUGCAAUGAAAGGCGACUGGGAGAGUGCGAAAAAAAUGUUGGCCCAAGAUGAAGAUGCAGUGACAGCCUAUAUCACUGCAAACCAUGAAACACUACUCCACCGAGCAGUUGGGACAGGUAAAGCAAUUCAUUUUGUGGAUAAGUUGGUCGGACUAAUGCCAAGGGAGGCACUUGCUUUACAAAAUGGCCAAAACGAGACAGCCCUCAGCGUUGCAGCCAGGUUUGGCAACACAAAAGCCGCAAUUAUAUUGGUGAACAAAAACCCAGCUUUGCUUCAAAUGAAGAACCAUGAUGGUUUGUUUCCAGUCCACUUGGCUGCUUUGUAUGCCCACAAGGAAACUCUUUUAUAUUUAAUGACCGCAACCAAAGACGAUCACCAUCCCAGUCCAUAUGCAGAUCAAUCUGGUGUUCAGCUUCUGGUUCAUGUAAUAGUUUCUGGAUUAUUCGACGUGGCACUGGAUUUGGUUCAUCAUCACCCAAAUUUGGCUACAUUGAAACUUGAAAAUGUUGACUAUCCUCUGAAAGCACUCGCUAGAAAGGCAUCUGCAUUCCCAAGCGGAUGUCAACUCAACUUUUGGCAGCGUUUCAUCUAUGAUCGUGUUCCUGUGAAGUUGGAAAACUACCCUAACAACCCAAAUGCUGAUGACAUUGAGAAUCCAGCGGACAACUGUCAACUGUUUCUUCAGAUGAGUGGCAGAGGAAACUUGUUCAUCUCUGGUUUGUCAUAA